Polypterus senegalus (gray bichir) is the source of this 2767-nucleotide messenger RNA. RefSeq names its product transcription factor 7 like 1a (gene tcf7l1a). Gene Ontology annotation, biological process: canonical Wnt signaling pathway; regulation of transcription by RNA polymerase II. Bases 911 to 2659 code for a protein of 582 amino acids. The record is from RefSeq and is a predicted model, not a curated record. Gene Ontology annotation, cellular component: beta-catenin-TCF complex. Gene Ontology annotation, molecular function: DNA-binding transcription factor activity, RNA polymerase II-specific; RNA polymerase II cis-regulatory region sequence-specific DNA binding. Lineage: Eukaryota; Metazoa; Chordata; Cladistia; Polypteriformes; Polypteridae. The transcript has 12 exons.
UCAGACUCAUGUCUCCGCACAUUCCUCGGCGACUCUGAAUGCAUUCGGAUCCGCGACUGCCCUUGUUUUCGCUUCGCUGCCAUGCGGGUGCUGGGCUCUCGGUAGCAGCAGCAGCAGCCCCACAUACCUGAACUGGACAGGUAGCUCCUGCAGGAAGAAACGCAACGAAACACAGGGUGGACAAAACUCCAAACCGGACGGGGCAAAAAGUACACGCUUGCAUCCCAACACUGUUCCGUCCGCUUGUACAUCGAGGAAGGAAGCGUAAGGCCACCCGAGGGAUCAGUAAAGAAAAAAAAAAGAAAGAAGGAAAAAAAAAGUUUGUCGGAGAAGCUCCUCGUUUGUCUUGUCAGUCGCCUCCAUGAGGACUCCGGAUUAGACGCCGUAUCUGUUGCUGCGGUCGCCUUAACUUUUCACGGCGUAGCUCUGUCGAGUGCAAGGAAUGGUUUUAACGACUUUGCCAGCUUUAAAGGGCUCAUUUUUUCCAAGUCUACCUCUUAAUAAGCGACACCAGCGGAGUCCGGGAGAGGUGUUCACAGUUCAGCCAAUGGAAUAGAAGAACCGAGUUUGCACUGAUGUCGCGUGUUCGUGCGGCUUUUUAACUUUUAUACCGAGCAGAUUCCACGCCUGCCUUCUUUUGGAAUACUUUUAUUUUAAUAUUUGCUACUAGGCUUUAAUUUUGUUUUUAUCUGGCAAGAAAACGAAAAUGUCCCUCCGCGACAACAAUUAACCCAUCGGGAGCGGCGGCUCUGAGCGCAAGAGAACAGCUGCGAAAAUCUUGCGGGGUGAAAGUUUGCACAGGACCGUCAGUCUCAGGAUUGAAAUCCAGUGUAUAUUUUUCGUGCUUUGGUGGGAAUUUAACCCUUUUUUCGCCUCUUUUGGCGUUUCCUGGUGUUUCUACGGUGCUACAAUGCCACAAUUAAAUGGAGGUGGGGGCGAUGACUUGGGAGCCAACGACGAAAUGAUUUCCUUCAAGGAUGAAGGAGAACAGGAGGACAAGAUAUCUGAAAAUGUUUCGGCCGAACGAGACCUGGACGACGUGAAGUCGUCUUUGGUGAACGAAUCGGAGAAUAACAGCAGUUCGUCCGAUUCAGAGGUAGAGCGGAGACCCCGAGCGAGGCAAGACCCCGAAAGUUAUGAAAAACCUAGGGACUACUUUAGCGAAGCUUUACGAAGACAGCAAGAUGGAGGUUUUUUUAAGAACCCCCCUUAUCCUGGAUAUCCCUUCCUAAUGAUCCCGGAUCUCUCAAACCCGUACCUUUCUAAUGGGUCUCUGUCCCCAGGCGCCAGAACGUAUCUGCAGAUGAAGUGGCCGCUGCUAGAUGUUCCAGGCUCAGCUGGACUUAAAGACUCCCGGGCCUCUACUCCAGGUCAUCUAUCAAACAAAGUCCCAGUGGUGCAGCAUCCCCAUCACGUCCACCCGCUCACCCCUCUAAUCACUUACAGCAAUGAGCAUUUCUCUCCAGGGACUCCUCCCUCUCAUCUUUCUCCAGAGAUUGAUCCCAAGACAGGCAUACCAAGAACUCCUCAUCCUUCAGAGCUCUCACCAUACUAUCCACUGUCACCUGGUGCUGUGGGGCAAAUUCCACACCCUCUGGGUUGGUUAGUUCCACAGCAGGGCCAGCCAAUGUACUCCCUACCUCCAGGUGGAUUCAGACACCCCUAUCCUGCACUUGCAAUGAACCCCUCCAUGUCCAGUUUGGUGUCCAGUCGAUUUUCACCACAUAUGGUACCUCACCAUGCACAUAGUAUUCACCAGACGGGUAUACCCCAUCCCGCAAUAGUGUCUCCAGCAAUUAAACAGGAGCCUGUCCAAGACAAUAUCAGUCCUACUGUCCAUUCGAAAUCUCCUGUGCCAGUAAAGAAGGAAGAAGAAAAGAAACCACAUAUAAAAAAGCCCCUCAAUGCCUUCAUGCUCUAUAUGAAAGAGAUGCGGGCAAAAGUGGUGGCUGAGUGCACACUGAAAGAGAGUGCGGCCAUCAACCAAAUACUAGGAAGACGGUGGCACUCCUUGUCACGAGAAGAACAAGCCAAGUAUUAUGAACUUGCCCGUAAAGAACGACAACUGCACUCUCAACUCUAUCCUGGCUGGUCCGCUCGUGAUAAUUACGGCAAGAGGAAAAAGAGAAAGAGAGAAUCAAAACAAUCCAGCUCUGAACCAGAAGAUAAUUUCUCCUCACGGAACAAGAAGCAGUGUGUUCAGUAUCUGCCUCCAGAAAAGAUGUGCGACAGUCCUGCCUCUUCUCAUGGGAGCAUGCUAGACUCACCAGCCACUCCAUCUGCCGCAUUGGCAUCACCAGCUGCUCCGGCACCUACUCACUCCGAGCAAGCACAACCGCUGUCGCUAACCACCAAACCUGAGGGAAGACCACAACAUCACUUUCCGUUACCUGGCAAGCUGUCAGCGGCUUCCUCCUCUUCUUCUUCUUCUUCCUCCUCCUCCUCCUCUUCCUCCACUGCUUCUGUCCAGCCCAGUCUGACCCUCCCAAUAGGAUCUCCUGGCUCCCAGUCUUCGCCUCUUCUGUCCCGACCAAUACCAUUCUCCUCCCUGCCACCUUCAAUGUUAACAGCUUCACACUUUCACCAGGCAGCUCUACAUUCCCACCAUGCAUUGCUGCAGUCCCAGCCUCUUUCCUUGGUAACCAAAUCAAAUGACUAAAUAUCUGAAAAAUGAAUAUUUUUCUCUUUUUUAAAUGCUGUAUAUUGCUUUUUACCUUUAAUAGAUAUUGAAAUAAUACAAAAAACCCAAAAAGUAAAAAAAUAUAUA